Colletotrichum navitas is the source of this 1138-nucleotide messenger RNA. RefSeq lists its product as uncharacterized. The annotation marks the transcript as partial. The record is from RefSeq and is a predicted model, not a curated record. The transcript has a single exon. Lineage: Eukaryota; Fungi; Ascomycota; Sordariomycetes; Glomerellales; Glomerellaceae.
GGCACUUUGCUGACUACGAUUCACACGAUGCCACUUAACCACUAUCAGGGCUUGCAUCACGGCCGACUUGAUGGACAUUUUAACAAUGCCUGUUUGACAUCCUUAAGCAACCAAGUCAUUGUAUUUCAUUUUUUGAAGAACUAGGGUUGCAAGUUCCACUUCGCAGCUUUGAAUAGAUUGGGUUCAAAAGGCCGCUUCACCCAAGCUGGACGAAAUCCAAACGCCUAAAAUCACAGCACAGCUGAAUAGACUCGGGGUAUAGGAUCAUGAACACAUCAAAUUCAAACAGCUCUCUGACGUGUCUGUUUUCUAUCUCAACAAACCCAAGUGCGUCGACCCCGAAUUAUCUGGCAAGAGCAUCCUGCAGCAAAGCUGAGCUCCUUUAACAAAACAUUGCAUCUCAAUCGCUUUGGCAAAUGGCGGGAUCAAGUCAGCAGAAUCCUUUGCCGACGUUCCACGACCCCGGCGUUGAUUUCAUUGAUAUAACGGAAGUAUAUGUAGACGGCGAAAGCGAGACCAUUACGAGCCAUUUGACCGGCGGUCAGCCCCGUAACAAUGUUUUCUUAUACUGUAACACACCCCUGAAGACAACCAGCUUCACCCAUCCUGUCGUCAGCCCGUCAUUAGUCUAAGAGGCAGUCUCGGCCGGGCAGGCUUAGACUAUACGGACAUUUACCUCGUCCAAGGUCUGACUCACCCUUGAGCCUGUCACCAGUCGCCGGGGGCAUAUCCAAGUUUGUCAGCGGAGGGUUUACCAGAGCUGUUAGCAUAUUGCAUUAUGACAGGGGGGUGCUAAGGUCCCGAAAUAAGCUGAAAAAGUAGGACAUUUUCCUUUGAACAACAUCUCAAGCCCAAUGUAACGAUGUCGGCAUCACCUCUCACUCGUAUGACAAGUACAUGGCCGAGAACCCGCCGUCCAAGGAUGAUUGAUUCAGCAGCUACGAUGUGAAGGACACACGGCGCGGCGCAGCACGGUAUCGCAACGAAGCGAGGGAAGGGCGUACCUUUCGUGGCGCUCAACUACAACCUCGACAAGGGGACGGUGCUUGUUGUGGGGGUUCGCAAGUCAGAGCAGGCAAAGGAUACGAUUGUUGGGCUGGAAGCUGAGUGAGGAUGAAGUUUUCAUAACCAACAAAGU